GCGCCAUGCGCAGACUCAGUUCCUGGAGAAAGAUGGCGACAGCCGAGAAGCAGAAACACGACGGGCGGGUGAAGAUUGGCCACUACAUCCUGGGAGAUACGCUAGGGGUCGGCACCUUCGGCAAAGUGAAGGUUGGCAAACAUGAACUGACUGGGCAUAAAGUUGCUGUGAAGAUACUCAAUCGACAGAAGAUUCGAAGCCUUGAUGUGGUAGGAAAAAUCCGCAGAGAAAUUCAGAACCUCAAGCUUUUCAGGCACCCUCAUAUAAUUAAACUGUACCAGGUCAUCAGUACACCAUCUGAUAUUUUCAUGGUGAUGGAAUAUGUCUCAGGAGGAGAACUAUUUGAUUAUAUCUGUAAAAAUGGAAGGCUGGAUGAAAAAGAAAGUCGACGUCUGUUCCAACAAAUCCUUUCUGGUGUGGAUUACUGUCACAGGCAUAUGGUGGUCCAUAGAGAUUUGAAACCUGAAAAUGUCCUGCUUGAUGCACACAUGAAUGCAAAGAUAGCUGAUUUUGGUCUUUCCAACAUGAUGUCAGAUGGUGAAUUUUUAAGAACAAGUUGUGGCUCACCCAACUAUGCUGCACCCGAAGUAAUUUCAGGAAGGUUGUAUUCAGGUCCAGAGGUAGAUAUAUGGAGCAGUGGGGUCAUUCUCUAUGCUUUAUUAUGUGGAACCCUUCCAUUUGAUGAUGAUCAUGUGCCAACUCUGUUUAAGAAGAUAUGUGAUGGGAUCUUUUAUAAUCCUCAGCAUUUAAAUACUUCUGUGAUUAGCCCUUUGAAACAUAUGCUGCAGGUGGAUCCGAUGAAGAGGGCCACAAUCAAAGAUAUCAGGGAACAUGAAUGGUUUAAACAGGACCUUCCUAAAUAUCUCUUUCCUGAGGAUCCAUCGUACAGUUCAACCAUGAUUGAUGAUGAAGCCUUAAAGGAAGUAUGUGAAAAAUUUGAAUGCUCAGAAGAUGAGGUUCUCAGCUGUCUUUAUAACAGAAAUCACCAGGACCCUUUGGCAGUUGCUUAUCACCUCAUAAUAGAUAAUAGGAGAAUAAUGAACGAAGCCAAAGAUUUUUACUUGGCAACAAGCCCACCUGAUUCUUUUCUGGACGAUCACCAUUUGACUCGGCCCCAUCCUGAACGAGUACCAUUUUUGGUUGCUGAAACACCAAGGGCUCGUCAUACCCUUGAUGAAUUAAAUCCACAGAAAUCCAAACACCAAGGUGUAAGGAAAGCAAAAUGGCAUUUGGGAAUUAGAAGUCAAAGCCGACCAAAUGAUAUCAUGGCAGAAGUUUGUAGAGCAAUUAAACAAUUGGAUUAUGAAUGGAAGGUUGUAAACCCAUAUUAUUUGCGUGUUCGAAGGAAGAAUCCUGUGACAGGCACAUACUCUAAAAUGAGUCUACAGUUAUACCAAGUGGAUAGUAGAACUUACUUACUGGAUUUCCGUAGUAUUGAUGAUGAAAUUACUGAAGCCAAAUCAGGGACUGCUACCCCACAGAGAUCAGGAUCAGUGAGCAACUAUCGGUCUUGCCAAAGGAGUGAUUCAGAUAUUGAGGCUCAAGGAAAGUCUUCAGAAGUGUCUCUUACCUCAUCUGUAACCUCACUUGACUCUUCUCCUGUUGACUUAACUCCAAGACCUGGAAGUCACACAAUAGAAUUUUUUGAGAUGUGUGCAAAUCUAAUUAAAAUUCUUGCUCAGUAAACCUAAAACUUUGCUUAUUUCUUUGAUAGCAAUAAGCAUGCAUAAGUCAUAGCCAAAUGCUUCCAUUUGUAAUCAAGUUAUACAUAAUUAUAACCGAGAACUGGCCUUUGGAAUGCAAUUUGCACAGAGAUUGGAACAUGAUUAAUAGUUAAAAGCCUAAUGUGCAAAAAUGAACUAAGAUUAUUUUGUUGUUGAUUGUUCUGUAGGCAUCUAGUAUAAUAUAUAUAAUGAAUUAUAGGUCUCAGGCUCACUUUUUGGCUAUUUUAUAUUUAGUGAACACAGGGCUUUGUAGAAUAUUAAUUUACCAUAAAGGCCUUCAUAUUAUUACAUGUUGAUGUGUUACAUGUUUGCUCCAUAAAUUAAUUCAAUAAAUACCUGCCUAGAAUCCCCAGAAACCUUUAUAGGACAAUUCGUUUUCUGGGCU
Molecule: messenger RNA, 2109 nt
Organism: Orycteropus afer afer
Lineage: Eukaryota; Metazoa; Chordata; Mammalia; Tubulidentata; Orycteropodidae
Source: RefSeq, a predicted model, not a curated record